Molecule: messenger RNA, 1108 nt
Organism: Physella acuta
Lineage: Eukaryota; Metazoa; Mollusca; Gastropoda; Physidae
Source: RefSeq, a predicted model, not a curated record
AUAACAUCAAAAUAUCUAAAAAUGGAUACAGUAGAAAAAAAAUCCCACUUUGUCCCAGGACAUCAUGAAGCUGAGAUCUGCUAUGGAGGUGAAGCUGACUUACACAAGCACUAUAUCAACUGUAAGAAGAAUCCAGGUCAUGUCAAUUUUAUACCUGUUGAUGAUUUUAGCUUGGAUCAUCUCCCCUCACGUUACCGUGACGUAAUCAUGUUGGAGGUAAUCAAAACAUUGUCUGCCAUAACGGUCCUGAUAAAGGUCAAGUACACCAGUCUAGAGAGACCAAAGUCUGUUCCAUGCUUCAGUGGUCAGUAUCCAUUUUAUAACACCAGAGGAAGUGACGUGUUGAGGACAGGGACCGGUAGGGUGCAUGAUGUGGUCAAGUACACAGAGAGUGACAACAAGGGCACUUGUACAUGUGGCAAGUGUCAACACUCGGACACAUCCAGCAAAGUGUGGUGGGAGGUUCAUGUGAGGACAGCCACACACGUGGUGUUUGAUGACAGUGAGGCGAGACAGACCAGGUGUGUUGUAGGUUAUGAUGACGAAAAUAGUCCAGGGGUCAGUCUUGACGGCUAUAAGGUGAGGUGGGCAGACAUUUAUGGAGACCGAUGUAGGUUUACGUGUGUGUCAUGUGACUUAGAAUUGGUUGAUGAACUGGACAAGAUGAGGCGGCGCUUCAAUUUCUACGAGGGAAAGUUAAGUCCAAAUACAAGAGAUUUGGUGAUGUGGACAAGUUGGCCUUUAUAGUGUCUCAUCCUCAUGGAUGUCUAAAACAGGUCUCUGUAGGACAAUGGACACACAGACAUGAGAGGGAAGGAUUGUACACAAAGUACACGUACACAACAUGUACAUGUCCUGGCUCCAGUGGAGCACAUGUCUACAUACCGAUGUAUGGCUGGGGGUGGAGACAUCCCCACAGUGGAUCAAACUCUGUAGGAAAUUAUUGUGGGGAGGAUGGUGUGUUGUUGUGAUGAUCCAGCUGUUUUUCUCUGUUGGUUCUCUCCAAUUGUCUACUCAUGUGUGAGUGUAUGUGUGUGAGUGUUAUGCUAAAACCUCUAAGUAAUUUCAUUUUAUUGUGUGCCAACUUGUAAUUACUUUAUUUCUUACA